Molecule: messenger RNA, 372 nt
Organism: Asparagus officinalis (garden asparagus)
Lineage: Eukaryota; Viridiplantae; Streptophyta; Magnoliopsida; Asparagales; Asparagaceae
Exons: 1
Coding region: 1-372 (123 amino acids)
Biological process (GO): response to auxin
Source: RefSeq, a predicted model, not a curated record
AUGGCAGCCAUCUCCGAACAAGAUCAAAUGGGCUGCUGCGUAUUCCUCCGCUUGCCGUCCUACGCAGCUCGCCAUGGCUACCGAGCUCUCGCAAUGGACGGCCACGAUUCAUCAUCAGAAAACAAGCCAACGGUGCAAGUAAUUGUGGGCAAAGAGAAGAGAGUGUUCUUUGUAGACCCUUUCGUACUUAGAAAGGAUCCUUUUAGAGUUUUAUUUGAAACGGUCAGAAAAGAGAAGGGUGAAAAAGACGCAAUCUUCGUGGAUGUUGAUUCCAUUCUCUUCGAGCACAUGCUUUGGUUAGCCUACAAUGAGGCUUCUUCUCUGUUUGAGCUCAAUCUGGAGGAGAUUAUAGAGUUUUAUUCGCAGGAUUAA